UUGACAGUAAAGGCUGCAGAGUCGAAAUGUAGUUUCUCACAGAAGGAGAACCCAGCACAGUGCAGCAUUAGUGUUUCAAGCUUCCUGUGUACUGUAGGAUCCCCGAACGCAGUGACCAUGAAGUUUGAGAAUAUCCUGGAGGAAAUUGACGGUUUUGGACCUUUCCAAAUCAGCAUCAUCAUCCUGCUGUUCAUCCCUCGUAUAGUUCUGCCCUGUCACUUCCUGCUGAACAACUUCAUCGCUGGUGUGCCUCCUCACCACUGUGAUAUCAACAAACUCGGUGACGGUGGACUCUUCGGGAAUUUAACUCAGGAGCAGAGGCUGACCGUCAGCGUGCCCAUGCGAGAAGAUGGAAACCCCAAAUCCUGCGAGAUGUUUGCAGAGCCGCAGUUUCAGCUCUUGGCCAACAGCUCCAGCAGCGCUGACCUGCCAACAGUUGGGUGUCAGAGCGGAUGGGUUUAUGACAACUCCACCUUCACUUCCACCCUGGCAACAGAGUGGGACCUGGUCUGUGAUAGAAAAAGUCUGACAAAAACCACAGGCACAAUCUUCUUCUUCGGAGUGAUGACCGGGGCCAUAGCCUUUGGAUACCUCUGUGAUAAGUUUGGGAGGAAAAGCACUCUUCUGGCCUCGUACCUCAUGACCAUAGUGUUUGGCUUCUCCAGUGCAUUUGCAAACUCCUACAUUCUGUUUACAGUGUUGAGAUUUCUCACUGGGGUUGGACUGACAGGAAUGUCCAUCAACUCGAUAGUGCUCAGCAUUGAGUGGGUCGACACAGGUCACAGGUCGUUCAUCGGUGUGAUCGGCAGCCUGGCCUGGUCGGUCGGUAACAUGCUGCUGGCUGGAUUUGCCUUCCUGAUAACUGACUGGCGGCCUCUGAUCAUGGCGGUCACAGCCCCGCUAGGACUUGCAGUUUUGACCUGGUGGUGGAUUCCUGAAUCUGCUCGAUGGCUUUUAGCCAACGGCAAAGUGGAAAAAGCUCAGUAUUACCUUGACAGAUGUGCAAAGUUCAACACAAAAGAAAAACUGUCAUCCAAAUUGAAACUAGAGACGUUUAACAGCACUGAAAUUCUGGGAGAGCAGGACAAAAACUACACUUACCUUGAUCUCAUCAAGACCCCGAAGAUGAGACAGUUGACUCUGCUGACUGGGAUUGUGUGGUAUGGAGUCGCCUCAACGUAUUAUGGAAUCAGUCUGAACAUCAGUGGAUUCGGUCUGAACAUUUACCUAACACACUUCAUCUAUGCUGCCAUCGAAGUCCCUGCCAAGCUGAUGAUCUACUGCUUCCUCGACAUCAUUGGACGGAGGAAGUGCCAGGCUGGGACGCUGUUACUGACAGGAUGCUGCAUCGCCAUAAACAUCUUUAUACCGAAAGGUCUGUGGCAUGUGCGUGCUGCCGUUGCCAUUCUUGGAAAAGGCCUAUCAGAAGCUGCUUUCACAACUAUCUUCCUCUACACGACGGAGCUCUACCCCACAGUCGUCAGACAAAAUGGUGUGGGCUACACGAGCUUCAUGAGUCGUCUGGGAGUAUCUUUGGCUCCGCUCAUCCUGCUGCUGGAGGACGUGUGGAUUCUUCUGCCUCAGAUCAUCAUCUGCUCUGUGGCCAUCAUCUCCGGCCUGGUGGCUCUGCUGCUUCCAGAGACACUCAACAUCAGGCUGCCAGAGACGAUUGAUGACAUUGAAAAGCCACGAAAAAAUGACGGCUCCCCUGAAUUCGUGGAGUUGUCAAGAGUCAAAGAUCUCAACUGACACCAAGCAGUGAAGAGACGAGUAAAACGAGGAACCUGUGCUGCUACGACCACACUGCCUUUUUUACAAACAUGAGCAGUGGAAGAGUGCAUGGUCUUAUGGUAUAUAAAACAUCUUUGUCUUUCCUGAUAUGUAAGAAAAAUCCAGGUCAAAGUCUUCUGUUGUUCGUAAACGUCACGAUACAGUUGAAGAUCAUUUAUUUAUGGGCACAAAAUGCAGUAAUUACACCUGUCGCUGGUUUAUCUACACAUGGCUUUUAAAGUCUUUUAAUCAACUAACUCGCUUUUACUACUGACAUCUUCUGUAUUACUCUUUCUGUUUUUAAAAUGUCUUGGGUCUUCCAUUAAUUGUAUUAAUUGUAUUCCAUACAAUGUUUGCUGAAGUACAGGGUAGAAUAAACUUUGAGUUCAAUAACAUAUUUGAUUACUGUAUAUUCAAAUAAAGUGCAUGCAACAGAAUACAAGUAACAAGACUUGUCAGAGUGCAAAUUUCACACAAUUCACAGCAGUUGAAUCAUCAUUCAAUCCAUUUUAAAUGUGCAGACAUUCACUA
This is a messenger RNA of Acanthopagrus latus (yellowfin seabream), 2301 nucleotides long. RefSeq names its product solute carrier family 22 member 7-like. The record is from RefSeq and is a predicted model, not a curated record. Bases 118 to 1749 code for a protein of 543 amino acids. Gene Ontology annotation, biological process: transmembrane transport. Lineage: Eukaryota; Metazoa; Chordata; Actinopteri; Spariformes; Sparidae. Gene Ontology annotation, molecular function: transmembrane transporter activity. Gene Ontology annotation, cellular component: membrane. The transcript is spliced from 11 exons.